This is a messenger RNA of Magnolia sinica, 1552 nucleotides long. RefSeq names its product myb family transcription factor IPN2. The coding region runs from base 139 to 1242 and encodes 367 amino acids. NCBI's taxonomy places the organism in Eukaryota, Viridiplantae, Streptophyta, Magnoliopsida, Magnoliales, Magnoliaceae. Gene Ontology annotation, molecular function: DNA binding; DNA-binding transcription factor activity. The record is from RefSeq and is a predicted model, not a curated record. The transcript is spliced from 6 exons.
GACUGAGAGAGAGAGAGAGAGAGAGAGAGAGAGAGAGAGAGAGAGAGCUCCCUCUUCAAAAACGCACCCUAUUCUCAAUAUAUGCUUUGCUUUUAUUAUUGAAUCUCAUCCAAUUCUCUCUACACCAGCUGAGAGAGAAUGUUCCAUUCCAAGAAGCCUCCUACUAUGAAUUCACAUGAUAGGCAUAUGUGUGUCCAAGGUGAUUCUGGCCUAGUCCUCACCACAGAUCCAAAGCCCCGCCUCCGAUGGACAGUUGAACUACAUGAGCGGUUCGUCGACGCCGUAACCCAGCUUGGCGGGCCGGAUAAGGCCACACCAAAAACCAUCAUGAGAGUCAUGGGUGUUAAGGGCCUCACCCUAUAUCACCUCAAGAGCCACCUUCAAAAAUUCAGACUUGGGAAGCAACCACAUAAAGAUUUCAAUGAUCACCCAUGUAUGGUUGGCAGAGCUGCGGCAUUGGAUUUGCACAGAAAUGCCGCUUCCUCAUCUGCGAUAGUUGGUCCAGGCAUGAAUGAUAGGAAUGUACAAAUCACUGAAGCAAUUAGAAUGCAAAUGGAAGUCCAAAGGAGAUUGCAUGAGCAACUAGAGGUUCAAAAGCAUCUUCAAUUGAGGAUUGAGGCUCAAGGCAAGUAUAUGCAAACUAUACUGGAGAAAGCUUGCCAGACACUUGCCAGUGAAAACAUGGCACCGGGAAGCUACAAGGGCAUCGGUAAUCAAGUUGCCGUCGAUAUGGGUGUCAUGAAGGACUUGGGCUCACCUAUUAAUUUUCCUUCUCUCCAAGACCUACACAUAUACGGAGGAGAACAAAUUGAAAUGCAACAGCAAAUUGAUAGAUCAUCUCUUGAAGGAUUUUUUCAAGGCAACGAUAACAUUUCCAUCGGGAAGAAGAGGGCCAGUCCAUAUGGUUGCAGUAGCAAAAAUCCGUUAAAUUGGGCUGAUGAUCUCCGCUUGCAAGAAUUAGGAACAGCAGUGGAGUGUCUAGGUUCUCAAGAUGAUGCUUUCAAAGGCGACCAACUUCAAAUUUCACAAUCGGUGAUUGACGGCAGCAGUGAUAUGGAUUCCAUGGAAGAUAUUUAUGAAACGAAGCCGAAUCUAUCUGAUGGCAUGGAAGAAAAGAAAUUUGAGGUGCCAGCAAAGCUCGAAAGGCCAUCGCCACGGAGAGGCCCACUUCCAGUCGAUAGGAUUAGUCCCAUGAUAAAGGGUGGUGCUUUACACCCUACAAGAAAUCUAUCUUGUGGAUGAAAAGUAACCAUCCAUGUAUCAAGUUUGACCUUCAGCCUGCUUAAUGUUAGAGACAAAGGACUUUUUUUUUUUCAAGUUUCCUCUAAUUCCAAGAUAGUUAGUUAGCAAUUCAAAAUCUUUCUUGCUAUAAGGAAUGUGUUUCUCUCUCUUUUGUUCUACUUCUUACUCCCAUGCAUAUCAUAUCUUAUGUUUUGUAAUCCAUCCACGCAGAAGGAAAAGCUUGUAUUUGUAUUGGAAGAUCUCAAGUUUCUAAAUGUGGGUCUUCUACUACUUUGGAAUUGCCAUGUUUGUUCAUGUGGGUCUUCUACUA